Aspergillus mulundensis is the source of this 1254-nucleotide messenger RNA. RefSeq names its product glycosyltransferase family 32 protein (gene och3). NCBI's taxonomy places the organism in Eukaryota, Fungi, Ascomycota, Eurotiomycetes, Eurotiales, Aspergillaceae. Gene Ontology annotation, biological process: protein N-linked glycosylation. The transcript is spliced from 3 exons. The record is from RefSeq and is a predicted model, not a curated record. Gene Ontology annotation, molecular function: alpha-1,6-mannosyltransferase activity. Gene Ontology annotation, cellular component: mannan polymerase complex. Bases 1 to 1254 code for a protein of 417 amino acids.
AUGCUACUCCCUCGACACUUUCGGCGGCUGGUAGCCGUUGCAGUUUUAGUUACAAUCUUCGUCAAUUGGCGCCUACUGCGACAUACCCAUGGACCGGCGGUGGCUGAUGCGCGGGCGCAAUAUCCGCUGAUCGCAAAGUACAUCGAGGGUGGGAAGGGGAGUGGUGGUGCCUGGCACUUACCACAGACAUGGACCGAUGCUUCGAACACGCCCUUGAUAGACAUCGUCACCGCAGCGCAACUGGCCCUCAACCGCUCGAGCACCGACCCCUCGGGCCACCUGCCGCACUCGAACAUCCCACGAAUCAUCCACCAAACCUGGAAAGACACGCGCUUUGAGACCUGGCGACCGAAAUACCAGGCGAGCGUGGAGAAAUGGCUGCGCGUCGUGGAGGAGGAAGACAUCCCAUACCUAUUCUGGGACGAUGCCGGCGUCGCACAAUUCAUGCGCGUCUUUGAGCCAGAGCUUGAGGCGGAAUUCUACGGCCUCCCAAGCCCCGUCGAGCGCUCAGAUGUUUUCCGCGUGCUGGUUUGCAAGUGGAUUGGCGGUGUUUACGUCGACAUGGACACAGAACCCCUGCAAUCCCCCACAUCGUGGAUAACCCCAACAGACCUAAUCCCCUGGACGGACUUCAAAACCAGCAAACUAUACCACUCAACGAAACCCGUCAACGCCAUCGUCGGCAUCGAAGCAGACACAAACCCGGACACCGACACCUAUUGGCGCAUGGGCUACUUCUUCCCCAUCCAGCUGACCCAAUGGGCCUUCGCAUUUGCGCCGCACCACCCCGCCCUCCAACUCUUCAUCGACCGCCUCCGCGAGACAAUCCGCCUCGUCGCGCGCGACCAGCAGACUCUCCCGGAAUCCGAACAGCAGCGCGGCACGGGGCUUGACUGGAUCGACCCCGUGAACCUGACCGGCCCGAUCGCGUUCACGGAUAGCGUGCGCACCUAUCUCGACACGAAGGCGGAUCUACGCUGGAACGCGCUGACGGGGCUACACGAUGACGGGAAGAGCAAGCUCGUUGAGGACGUGCUUGUCCUCCCCAUUACGGGAUUCAGUCCGGGCAGCGCGCGGUUUCGCAGUAUGGGCUCCAAGUCCGUUACGGAUUCCUCGGCGAGAUUGUAUCACCAUGCCGAGGGGUCGUGGAGGCAUUGGAGUCUAAGGGUUGAGAUGGGCAAGUUCUGUCGGACGGCGUUUGGGAAGUGUAGGGACUGGUCGAAGGUGUCGAAUAGGGAGAGUUGGAUCUUCUGA